Molecule: messenger RNA, 1743 nt
Organism: Sporisorium graminicola
Lineage: Eukaryota; Fungi; Basidiomycota; Ustilaginomycetes; Ustilaginales; Ustilaginaceae
Exons: 1
Coding region: 1-1743 (580 amino acids)
Biological process (GO): mRNA splicing, via spliceosome
Cellular component (GO): U2-type spliceosomal complex
Molecular function (GO): RNA binding
Source: RefSeq, a predicted model, not a curated record
AUGGCGCCUCCGGCCCCGCAAAAGCAGGCGUCCAGGGUGUCCCGGCCUGCGGCGAGAUACCGUCCUGGCAAAGCCCCGCUCGGUGCUGGAGCGUCGCUUGACGACUUCUCGGACUCGGACGCAUCGGAUAGCGGGCAUGACCACAAGGCCGACCACGACGCUGGUCCGAUCGGUGUUACAGACCUUUCCUCCGGGACUACUGCUCUUCUGAAUGCCGCUGGAUAUCAACAACGAAGGACGGCAGGCAUUGUCGUCAACGAGGCAGCUUCAGGCAGUAAGAAGCUCGAUUUGCGGUUGCACGCUGCUUCUUCCCAACAUGCACCUGGCGAGCAGCACGACGACUCGUCCGAGUACGAGACCGAUACAGAUGAGGAGCCACCCAAGCCUGUGUUUCGCAAGCCAGGUGCCCCCGCAUCUGUGCAGCAGCAGACCGCCCCAGCAAGCGACUCGUCAGAGUACGAAACAGAUUCGGAAGAAGAAAGCGACGAGGCUGAACCUGCACCCAAACCGAUGCUCAAGCCCAUAUUUGUUCCCAAACGGGCACGCACAACCAUUUCAUCCUCCUCUACAGACGCUCAACAACAGACCGAAGCAGACGCAGAAGCCAAAGCCGAAGCCGAGGCCGCCGCCCGUCGCAAACAAGCGCACGACCUCGCUGCUGCCACCAUCAAGCGUUCACUCGCCGAAAAGGAGCACGCCGAAACACACAUUACUGACGUCGACGACACGGACGGACUGGAUCCUGAAUCCGAAUUCGAAGCUUGGCGCCAGCGCGAGCUCGCACGUCUCCAGCGCGAUCGCGACGCCCUCCUCGCCAAACGCACCGAGCAGCAGGAGCUUGAGACCUUCCGCUCGCUGCCCGAGGCGGAAAAGGAGCGCCGGGGUCGCGAACGAGCUGCACAGCAACGUGCCGAGAAGAAGGAACAGCGUGGCAACCCGGCUUUCAUGCAGAAGUACUACCACAAGGGAUCCUUCUUUCAGGAUAUGGAUAUUCUCAAGAGGGACUACACGGAGAAGACCACCAAGGACGUCGACGUCAGCAAGCUCCCAAAGAUGAUGCAGGUCCGGAACUACGGUGUCAAAGGAAGGAGCAAGUGGACGCACCUGGCGAAUGAGGAUACGAGCAAGUCGGCGAUGCGGCUGGAUGUGAAUGGUGGGGCGUCGGGUUCCAAGGGGUGUUUCAAGUGUGGUGGUCCACAUGUGAGGAAGGAUUGUCCCGAGGUGGGCGGAGGCGAAGGGGGGAGUGGCGCGAACAGAGCUGAGCUGCCUGAAGGAGGAGGAGAGCGCAGCCGGAAGUGGGGUCAGUCAGCGAACGCAGAGGACCAGGAACAUUCUUCGCACAGACGACGCAGCAGAAGUAGGAGUCCUAGACAUGAUUCGAGCAGAUACGAUCGCGACCGACCAGCCACCCAUUCCCGCAGCUCCCGUCGAUACGACGACGAAUCAUCUCGACGCUCUCACCACGACUCGCGCCCACACACCUCACGAGACGACCGAGACCGUCACAAACCACCCUCCUCGUCUUCCUCGCGCCGACACGAAGAACAUCGAACCCACCGCGACGAUCACCACGACAACGACCGCAGCCAUCGUCACCACCGGGACUUCGACCGCCGCCGCUCCGACGACAGCCGCGACAGGCACAAACGGCGCGACCGCGAUGGGCAGCACCACAGCGAGCGCAGCAGCAAGAGCAGCCGCGACCACGAGUCCGAUCGCAAACGCUCCCGCCUCGACCCAUGA